CACUUCAAUUUACUUCUUAAUUAAGGUAAUUUUUGCACAAAGUUUAUUAAAUUUUUGAGUAUUUAUGAAAUUAGGUGAGUUAAUAAUUAUAUUUUUGGAUUAUUCUUGGUUUUUUUUUUUUUUUUUUGUAUGAAAAUUUCAGAAAUUAUGGAAUCUAUGAAGAUUAAUUGGAUUGCUGGGGUGCUUACUUUUUUGUACUUGGUUCCUGCCAUUCUUUGUUGGGGUCAACAUGGCCAUUAUGCUACUUGUAAAAUAGCCGAGGAAUAUCAUACAGAAGCUGCUAAGGCUGCGGUUAAAGAGUCAGCUAAAGGCGAACUAGCAGCUGUUUGUUCUUGGCCUGAUCUGCCUGAGAUUCGUAAAGGCUAUCCCUGGAGUUCUGCAUUACAUUAUACUAACACCCCAGAUUUUAUAUGCAAAUUUGAUUAUUGCCGAGACUGCCAUGAUUCUGCUAACCAAAAAAAUAGAUGCGUGAUUGGAGCAAUGUACAAUUACACCAUACAACUCGAGUCAGCUUACCAUAACUAUGGAACUCAAAAGAAAUAUAACUUAACAGAAGCUCUUAUGUUCUUGUCUCAUUUUGCUGGUGACGUGCAUCAGCCUCUACAUGUUGGCUUCAUCGGAGAUCUUGGUGGAAAUACAAUUAAUGUGUACUGGUACAAUCAAAGCACCAACUUGCACCAUGUAUGGGACACAGCUAUCAUCGAUUCUGGCUUGGAGAGAUUUUAUGAUUCAAAUCUGACAACCAUGAUAGGAACGAUAUUAAGAAAUAUCACGGAUGACUGGUCCAAUGAGACCAAAUUCUGGGAAAAAUGUAACCAUACAGUCUGUCCUAUACCGUACGCAUCUGAGAGUAUUUCUUUAGCUUGCAAAUACGCAUAUAGGAAUGCCACGCCAGGAAGCCACUUAAAAGAUGAUUACUUUCUUUCUCGGCUGCCAGUCGUGGAGAAAAGAUUGGCUAAAGGUGGAAUUCGCUUGGCUGCUACUCUUAACCGGAUUUUCGAUUCCCAAGUCACAACGGAGAAUCACAAACAGAAGAAAAUUGUGAAGGGUUUCUCUAGUUUAUAGUAGUAGGAUUAUUGGUGAUGAUUAUUGUCAGUGAGCCUUUUCUGAGCAUUCAGUGUAAGUCAUGAUCACUAGAAGUUUGAUUGUGAUUUUGUGUACUGUUAUCAUGUUUUGUAUUUGGUUGUACAAUUUAAAUUUCCAAAAGUUAAUAAAAAAAAAAUAUUGCAGAUGUGAUGCAUAUUGAUUCUGAUUGACCUUCAGCUGAUAAAUGAAUAAAAAUGGGCAGGAAGCUUUCUCAUAAUCUAUCAGAGCCAGGUUUCGAUCCUGGGACCUGUGGGUUAUGGGCCCACCACGCUUCCGCUGCGCCACUCUGAUAUUGUGAUAACAAUUGCACUUUAAAAUAUGACACUUAAAUAUUAUGACCUCACUUAAAUAUUAUGACCUCAUUUACUUUCAUACACAUUCCAUUUGUAUUUUCUUGGGGACUCACUUCUAUACUA
This is a messenger RNA of Chenopodium quinoa (quinoa), 1502 nucleotides long. RefSeq names its product endonuclease 4-like. The record is from RefSeq and is a predicted model, not a curated record. Bases 130 to 1065 code for a protein of 311 amino acids. The transcript has 9 exons. NCBI's taxonomy places the organism in Eukaryota, Viridiplantae, Streptophyta, Magnoliopsida, Caryophyllales, Amaranthaceae. Gene Ontology annotation, biological process: DNA catabolic process. Gene Ontology annotation, molecular function: endonuclease activity; nucleic acid binding.